Brassica napus (rape) is the source of this 1335-nucleotide messenger RNA. Its product is annotated as cytochrome P450 705A22-like. NCBI's taxonomy places the organism in Eukaryota, Viridiplantae, Streptophyta, Magnoliopsida, Brassicales, Brassicaceae. The coding region runs from base 129 to 1091 and encodes 320 amino acids. The transcript has 3 exons. Gene Ontology annotation, molecular function: heme binding; iron ion binding; oxidoreductase activity, acting on paired donors, with incorporation or reduction of molecular oxygen, NAD(P)H as one donor, and incorporation of one atom of oxygen. The record is from RefSeq and is a predicted model, not a curated record. Gene Ontology annotation, cellular component: membrane.
AAAAAAGCUAAGUUGGCAUCUUCUAUAUAUUGAAGGUGGUCCGAUAAAAGUCUCUUAUUGAAUCAUCUGAGUCUUCAUUGAGUUAUCAACAGAUGUUGAUAGAUACUCCAGUUACAAGAAACGGUUAAAUGAAAGUUUGGAGUCUGAAGAGUGCAACUGUGCAAGACCAUGGAGGUGGCAGCGUUGUGAAGUCAGAGGUAGUGGCAAAGACAGAUUCCUUGACGAAGAAGCUUUUCUUGGCGUCUGUCUUGCGCAGACCGCUUGAGAAGCUUGGGAUCUCACUUUUUAAAAAGGAGCUGAUGGGUGUUUCCAGUAUGUUUGAUGAGGUACUAGAGAGGUACCUUGUGGAACACGAAAAGAAACAGGAGGAACAAGGUGGGGAUAUGAUGGAUGUGUUGAUAGAAGCAUAUAGAGACGAAAAUGCUGAGUAUAAGAUCACUAGGAACCAUAUCAAGUCCUCGUUAGUGGAUCUUUUCAUUGCAGGCAGUGAAACUACGUCCAACAGUAUAGAAUGGACCAUGGCCGAGCUGAUAAACAACCCCAAGAGUCUUGAGAAACUGAGAGGAGAAAUCGAUUUGAUUGUAGGGAAAACAAGGUUGAUUCAAGAAACUGAUCUACCAAACCUUCCUUAUCUGCAAGCGGUCAUGAAGGAAGGACUGAGAUUGCACCCACCGGCGCCUCUUGUGGUAAGAACUUUCCAAGAAGGGUGUGAGGUCAAAGGGUUCUACAUACCGGAGAAGACAACACUUGUUGUCAAUGGUUAUGCUGUAAUGAGAGAUCCUGAUGUCUGGGAAGAUCCUGAGGAGUUUAAGCCAGAGAGGUUCUUGGCUACUUCACGUUCAGGACAAGAAGAGGACAAGACGAAAGGUCUAAGAUACAUUCCUUUCGGAAGUGGAAGGAGAGGUUGUCCUGGAUCAAACCUGGCUUAUCUCUUUCUAGGAGCAGCUGUUGGAGUAAUGGUGCAGGCCUUUGAUUGGAGAAUCAAGGAAGAGAAAGUUAACAUGGAUGAAGUUGCUGGAGCAGCUUCGUUGAGCAUGGCUCAUCCAAUUCACGCUACUCCUGUUGCUCGAACCCGAAACCUUCUAACUUAACUUGUAGACUUGCUUUCUCUUGGAUUUUCUAAAUCUCAUGAUUGAACAAAGGCUAUUGGUUUUGUUAUUUACCAUCAAAUAAUAAAUCUGUAAGCGGGUUAUUAUUGGUUUAAAAUCGGUUUAGUUUUAAAUUUUAAUUGUUAAAGUGUAACUGUUAUAUAGUAAACCAAUAUUCAUAUAUGUAUAUAUGUAAUUUGAUUUAUAAUUUUAUUUUAGGGAGAGAUAUAUAUAUUUUAAACUUGAA